This is a messenger RNA of Canis lupus familiaris (dog), 5247 nucleotides long. It is a transcript of the gene SLC14A2, whose product is annotated as solute carrier family 14 member 2. The record is from RefSeq and is a predicted model, not a curated record. NCBI's taxonomy places the organism in Eukaryota, Metazoa, Chordata, Mammalia, Carnivora, Canidae. The transcript has 13 exons. Bases 512 to 1894 code for a protein of 460 amino acids. Gene Ontology annotation, molecular function: urea transmembrane transporter activity. Gene Ontology annotation, cellular component: membrane. Gene Ontology annotation, biological process: urea transmembrane transport.
CUGAGUGAACCAGGAUAGCAAAUACCGGGACAUGCAUGUGUCCUCCACAUCAGCUGCCUUCUUUACCUUAAUCACCUGAGAAGGAUCCCAAAUUCUUAUUCAGAGUUGACUCCUUGGUGACAUUGGCUACUCUCUCAAAACCAUCAUUUCAAGGCUCAAGAGAAGCUGCGGGGUUCUUUCCAGUUUUCUUCCUGGGUGUUUUGGACAUGAGUACAUCCCAUUGAAAUAUUUUCCACCUCUAUCUACUGACAAAGAGAAGACUUGGAGCACCUCAGUCCACUGUCAACAGGACAUGAACGACCGGACCAGGAAGCUGUGACUAGGAGUCAGAAGGCUGUGCUGGUGAAAAGGCAGAAGAACCACAAGGUCAAGAACACAGUGUCAAGAUCUGGACUGCCUGGAUUCCAAUUCUGGCUUUGGACGUUCUUGCUCACUACUUGAAGGCACCUAAGUAGAAGUUCACGAAAUUCUUUGUAGACCCCAUUGAAACCACUGUCAAGUAAAUUGACCUAUGAGCGACCACGCCCUGAGGGAAAUGUCCCACACUCACCGCAGCCCUCUCCUCCCGGAGCCUCUUUCCAGCAGAUACAAACUCUAUGAGUCGGAGUUUACCAACCCUAGCUGGCCCUCAAGCCCCCAGGACACACACCCGGCCCUGCCCCUCCUGGAGAUGCCUGAGGAAAAGGAUCUCCGGUCAUCCAAUGAAGACAGCCAUAUUGUAAAAAUGGAAAAGCCCAGUGAAAGGAGUAAAAGGAGAGAAAGCGGGGCAGCCCAUCGGGGCUCUGCAGGCAUGGGGGGCAUCAGCCUCUUCCAAGCAGUGGGCUACCUCACAGGGGAGAUGAAGGAGUGCAGGAACUGGCUGAAAGAUAAGCCCCUGGCCAUGCAGUUCACAGACUGGGUCCUGAGGGGAACUGCUCAGGUGAUGUUUGUCAACAACCCUCUCAGUGGACUCAUCAUCUUCAUAGGGCUCCUGAUCCAGAAUCCCUGGUGGACAAUUGCUGGGGGCCUAGGGGCAGUGGUCUCAACCUUAACUGCCCUCGCCCUGAACCAGGACAGGUCUGCCAUCGCCUCUGGCCUCCAUGGGUACAACGGGAUGCUGGUGGGACUGCUGGUGGCUGUGUUCUCUGAGAAAUUGGACUAUUACUGGUGGCUUCUGAUUCCUGUGACCUUCACAGCCAUGACCUGCCCACUUCUUUCCAGUGCCUUGAAUUCCAUCUUCAGUAGGUGGGACCUCCCGGUCUUCACACUUCCCUUCAACAUAGCCGUGACCCUGUACCUGGCAGCCACAGGCCACUACAACCUCUUCUUCCCCACGACGCUCGUGCAGCCCAUUUCUUCAGUGCCCAAUAUCACCUGGUCAGAGAUGGAGAUGUCCUUGCUGCUACAAGCCAUUCCCAUCGGGGUCGGCCAGGUGUACGGCUGCGACAAUCCCUGGACAGGCGGUGUGUUCCUGGUGGCCCUGUUCAUCUCCUCGCCACUCAUCUGCCUGCAUGCAGCCAUUGGCUCAAUCGUGGGGAUGCUAGCAGCCCUGACGGUGGCCACGCCCUUUGAGAUGAUCUACAUGGGCCUCUGGAGCUACAACUGUGUCCUCUCCUGCAUCGCCAUCGGGGGCAUGUUCUACGCCCUCACCUGGCAGACCCACCUGCUGGCCCUCGUCUGUGCCCUGUUCUGUGCAUACAUGGGAGCAGCCCUCUCCAACAUAAUGUCAGUGGUUGGUGUGCCACCAGGCACCUGGGCCUUCUGCCUCUCUACCCUCAUCUUCCUGCUCCUGACAACCAACAACCCAGCCAUCUACAAGCUCCCGCUCAGCAAAGUCACCUACCCAGAGGCCAACCGCAUCUACUACCUGAAAAUGAAGAGCAGUGAAGAAGAGAAGUCCCCCAGCGGUGACUAGCCAGAAAUGCUCUUUGCCUGGACCUGGUGUCUGCUCCCUGUGGUCUCAGCUCUGGGUCAAUCUGCUGCAGCACUCACCUCUUGUGCCUCUCCUUGCACCUGUGUAGAACCAGACACACCUGUACCUCCCUUCCCCAAUGCUGGUUUCUCUCUCUGCCCAAAUAGCCACAACUAUCCAUACAUGACAUUAGAGGAAGUUGGUAUGAGCUUGCCAGAGUUUUCAGAAGUAAGGCAUGUGCUUUACAUGUCAUUGUCUUAAAAACAUUUCUAUUUAGUCUUUUGGAAAGAUGAUUACAAGAUGAUCUUUGAGCAUGUUUAACUGAAUAAUAGAUGCUGUAAAACUGAACUUGCUAAGUGGUUCCCAGGUGGACACAGAGUAGGUGAAAAUUCAGGGGACACACGCAAAGAAUUGAAGGUGCAUCAGUGCACUGAGCUAAUGGCUGAUGAGCACACCCAGCUUUACAUAAAAGAGAGGAAUUUCACACGGAUAGAGUUUUAAAGUCCAAACAGGAACAAUCAGGGCACUGGGGUGUCUAAAUAGGAAGUCUCACACAUUCAGUGGAGACAGUGGUCAGAGGAAGGGCAAGCUGAUAUCUUCUAGCAGGAAGCAAUUAAUAAAAGUUAGAUUCUGUAUCUGACUUUUACUAUAAAGGAUAAAGUGGUGAAGGAUAAGCCUUUCUCAGCAUAAGUCAAACCAGCAACUUUGAGCAGAGAUCCUGGUUGACAAAAGUAUCUGAGCUCAGAGGGUGAAAAGCUGGGGCAAUUUAUCUCAUUUUCCUGUUUGCUUGUGGGUGUUGGAAGUUUUAUGAGGGCUGUGAUACUUAAAACAAAUGGUUAGCCUGAGUAGAAGGACAAACUGUGAUCCAUGAAGUUCAUAAUUUGACUUCCCAAUUACAUCAUUAGCCUACAUUGUCUUUAUUUAUAUGUAUUAUCAGGGCUCAGCAAACUUUUUCUGGAAAGGGUCAAAUAGUAAAUAGUUUUGGUUCUGGAGGCCUUACUGUGUCUUUAGCAAAGACUCACCUGCAUCAUUGGAGCAUGACACAGCCUUAGACAUGAGCGUGGUUGUGUUCCAAGAAGACUUUAUUAAACAAGCAAAACCUGUAUUUGGCCCACAAGCCUGAGUUUGCCAGUGCCUGACGUGGAUGCUCCCCAUGAGAAUGAUCAGGAGCUCGUGAGCAGAGGGCAGGCCCAAAAAGAUGACACCAAGUUCUUUACCACAGACACCCACAUAGCCUUUCUUUGCUGGGUUAUAGUGGAAGAUUUUUAGGAAAGUGAGAUUAGUAUGAUGGGAUCAGAAAAGUCUGCUCUGAGGCUCUUUGACAGACCCAGCAUACAAUGGGCUACACCAGGCCUUCCUUCCACAGUAAUGUCUGGGAACCACCCCUCCUCUGUCCCCUCACUCUGUUUUCACCUCUGCCAGCAGAUGCACACCAGGAGAGGAAGAGAAAACUGACCUUUGGUGCAGGAGUUUCCAGCAGGAAGAGCAGGGAGGCUCCUAGAAUCCCAGGCUUGAAGGGGAGCUUUGAAGGCCAGAUGGUCCUGCCCUUCUGGGAUUCAUGAAUCCCUCUCUACAGAGGACAGAGGCUUCAGUUCCCUGCUGGGCUUCCAGACAGGGCUCAAUUACCCAAAAGGGAGGGGGACCCCCCAAAUAUUCUAACGAGAGAUAACAGAACCAGAUAACCCCAUUCAUUCAUUCGUUACGGACAAACUGUGCCCAGAAAUCUGCUUUCCUUUCCUUCAAGCCCAUGAGACGCUCCACCCCAAGAAUGGGAUCUGAUGGGAGCUGGGUUUUAACCCUGCUUUAUAUUGGAUUUCCAGGACAGGAAAACUAUUUGGAUAUAAAAAAAUCCUUUCAGUUCACUUAGACCAGAUUCUCUCUCUCCUUUCCUUUCCUGCCCCACGUCUCUGUUGCUGACAAGGUCACAGCUAUCUUGGUUGCUUUUUUUCUCCCACAUCCCUGCUUCCACCCCCAUAGAAAUUAAAUGUUAAACUGCUUUGCCAGCUGCCAAAUUCAUGUGAGGAAAAAUGGGUAAGAGCUAAGUGAUUCAGAAGAAGGAAAAAGCACGUCCAGCAAGUCUGGAAACACCACUGGGCCUUAGAAAUUCUGUAAUACACUAUGAUCCAGAUGACCAGAUAUUUAUGUAGAAAUAGGAAAAUAUCUACUCAUUUGAAAUAAGAAAGAACUGCCUGGAUGAAGUAUUACUAAUCACUGAAUUCACUUGCCAAGAGAUGUCGUCUAGGAAUAAUGAAAUGUUUAAAAAAAAAAUCUUUUGUGACUAAGAGGCAGAAAAUUGAUGGUAUUUCCCAAAUGUGGUCAAAUAAGCUCCUCCUGGAGCAGAACAAAUCUUAUUAAGCCAGUCUGGCAGGCAGAUGCUGCAUCUCUCUUGUGGGCAUGGAGAAGGGUGGGGCAGAAAUGCAAAUCCCCACUCCUCUAAGAAAAGUCUGCCCCUCGCAGGUCACCCUGCCCAGUGGCCGUGGAGAGAUGCCCAGAGGUCCUCUGAAGUUGCCCAAAUAGUGAUAGGAGGUUUGGAGAGCUCUCUGGAGUGACCCUGUCCUGCCUUGACCAGCACCUUCCCAUCCCACUGAUGAGUAGGAUGGAUCAGUAGGGGGGCAGAGGCCUUAACCACAGAGACACCACCGACGAGAGAUUGCACAGGAGUGAGUCGCCAGGAUAGAAGGGAGGAGAGCUUUGGGGGCCGCAUCCAAUCCAUUGGAUUACCCCCAAUGGGGCAAUCGCCCCAAACUCCAGACAGCAGCUUUUAGGUAGCCACAUAGUAGUGAACACAAAUAUGGCUGAACAUAAAGUCAUUACAGAGAAUAGGAACGUAUGUUGGGCAGCAGGGGCAGUGGAGGAGGUGCUGCCCAAAACUGUCCCUAACACACGCCCCUCUCCCUCUCUCCACUGUCCCUUCCCCAGAUCUUCUCAUCUCCUCCUUCUGACCUCAUCAUCUCGCCCCUCCUCUGCUGCCAUUUCCAUCUGCCUUCUUCCCCAGCAGACGAGGGCUGCUGUCUCCCAUGAAACUCUUGUCCUGCUGUACUUUUAAAUCUUCCAUCUUGACUCGUCUUUUAAUUUCUCUGAUAACCGACAUAGUUGAGUUUUCUACUUUCUCUUGGUCAAACUUCAGAGUUUGUUUGCGAGGGAAUAACCUGUUUUCUUUAGAUUUACAACACUGUUGCCAUGCUCUUACUCAUUAGUCUCUCUUACCAUGAUUUCAAUCUCUCCUGUAUGUAUGGCUGUAUCUUUCCAAUCUUACGGAAACUUGCUCUUUCUUUUACUUAAUCAAGUUCAUGAUUUUUAAAAAUUUUAUUUGAAUUCAGGGGAUCCCUGGUGUCUAGUGCCUCCCUUCGGCCCAA